This is a messenger RNA of Esox lucius (northern pike), 889 nucleotides long. RefSeq names its product RPA interacting protein (gene rpain). Gene Ontology annotation, biological process: protein import into nucleus. The record is from RefSeq and is marked provisional. NCBI's taxonomy places the organism in Eukaryota, Metazoa, Chordata, Actinopteri, Esociformes, Esocidae. Gene Ontology annotation, cellular component: PML body; nucleus.
GGGUUAUCAAAAAGGUUAAAAAUGCGCUGAAACGAAACAGUUUGGUUCGAAGUACACCUUUUUUGAAUAUCUUCAAAUCUACUGCUGUCAUGGAUCCAUUACACAAACAUCGAUCUCUUUACAAAGGGACUACCCCACCAUGGAAGGACACAUACAGACAGCGUUGUGUGGACAGGUUGAAAAACAGUCGGUCCCGGUUACUGGAGAAGUACCGCCAGAUGGGCGAGAGUCAACAACACAGUGCAAUGGGCUCUGGCCUUGUCCAGGAGGUGAUGGAGGAAGAGUGGAAUGCGCUCCAGUCAGCCAACCGUGGACUGCCCUCCCUGUGGAGUAAAGAUGGCAUAGGAGAGAUGUACACAGUCAUGAAGGAGUUUGAUGAACUGGCAGUUUUUGAAGAAAUCCAACAAGAACUCAUGUUUGAAGAGCAUGCUAUCAUUAAGGAAUAUGAGAAAAGCAUGCAGUUCGAAGAGCUGUACUUGAAUUCAGUUGUGGACCAGUUGGAAGAGGAACAGGGAAUCAUAUGUCCUCUUUGUCGUGUAAACAAUGUGACGGUAAACCGCCAUUUCACCUCCUGUCCGUGUGGGCUGUACCUCAACACUGUGCAAAGGGAAGUAACACCAGAGGUGCUGCAGGGCCUGUUGGAGAGUAGGGUCUCGGAACACAUGGAGGACUGCCCUGACAACCCGGUCUUCUCCAUGGCCUCCGACACUGACGGUUCCCCCAACCUCAUGAUCAGCUGCAAGGCUUGUGAUUAUCUGUCUAUAGUUCUGUGAAGUGGUAGUUCUGCAACCACCAUCAUGGUUUGUGAUUUUAAUCGUCCUGUGUCCGUGGGAGUAAUUUUGUUCACACCUCAGGCGUUUUAUUUCUGUGAAAUAAAGACUUUAUACAG